Molecule: messenger RNA, 3481 nt
Organism: Melanotaenia boesemani (Boeseman's rainbowfish)
Lineage: Eukaryota; Metazoa; Chordata; Actinopteri; Atheriniformes; Melanotaeniidae
Gene: tatdn2
Product: TatD DNase domain containing 2
Exons: 7
Coding region: 352-2406 (684 amino acids)
Molecular function (GO): hydrolase activity, acting on ester bonds
Source: RefSeq, a predicted model, not a curated record
CAGCUGCAUCGCCGUUUGAGAUUGAAAACUGGUUAGCUAGCAGUUAAUUAGCUAAACUUGACGUGCUCACCAACGGACUCAUUUUUCCACUCUGCAGUUAAGGCGCUUUUUCUGAUAACGCUCGGUCAGACUUUUUGUUUAACCCACAUCGGUGUGUUUAUAAGUAAUCAAUGUCUAGCUUUUAGUUGUCAUUUUGCCUACAUUUGCUUAUAUACAUGAAAGUGAAUGACACGUGUCCGUGUACAAGGCGUGCUAAUGCGAUUUAAAAGUCGGUGGAAGUAGUUAAAAUAGGACUGCUCAGCUGCCCUGACAGAUCUGCUCAUUUGUUGUCUAAUUGAGUAUUGGAUUCAGAUGUCAGACAUGAGUAGCGACAGAAAGAAGGUGACAUUUAAGUGGCUGCGCACUGUCACCUCACCCACACAUCCUCAGGGGAGAGACAAAGCAUCAAGCACACCUUGUCGCUGGAAUAGAGCAGAAAAUGAAGAUUCAAGUACUUUGCAUUUCAGUGAUUCUCCAGGAUCUGAGGACUUUAAAACACUAAGUCUGGACACUCCCAAGAGAAAAGCAGAGGUGUUCUGUGAAAGUGUGUCCUCUUCAGGCAAAGCCAAGCUGAGGAAGCUCUCUAGGAAAAACUCUGAAAUCUUUCAUAUUUUAAAGGGCACCUCAAUGAACAAAUCACCUAAGGAAUCCCCAGAGAGUCAACAAGUACACUCAACUCCAUCUCACUCUUUCAUUUUGAAAAAGAAAGAGAGGACACCUGAGGAGGGAUCGAAAGCAAUCUGCAGGAUGGCGCUGAUUGCAGCUAUCGGCAGCACAGAAAAACUCAGCACCACUAAAAUCCACAAGACUGACACACAGAGUGGGUCUUUCCCACUUGUAUCUUUCCCUGCUAAGGCCGAAGCACUCAGUCCAGAGUCUCUCAGCAGUGUGAAUUUGGCUGGUAACUUCUUCUCAAGCAGAACUGCCAACAAGUCUGAGGACAUUUACACUCUCAGUGAUGAUUGGAACUCUCCUCCUCAAGUGUUUGAGGACUCAGAAUCUCAAGGUUACCUAACAGAGCCAAAAACAGACACAAGGGACGUAUUGAUAGAGAAAUAUGAACUGGAAGACUGUGACUCGUCCAUCCCCUCGCUGGAGGAUAUUCCAGACUCCUGUUGUGUCACAACUCAGCACAACAGACCAGAACAUCAGACUUCUUUGGAUGCUACAACUUCCUCUGUCACCUUUUUGUCCACUAAUGAAGCAACUGGGGUUAUACAGGCAGCAGCUGAGGACACUGGGACGCCUUUUUCACCAUCACAGAGGACAGUUUAUGUCUCAUUCAAGCAGCCUCACCCACCAAGCAUGGGCUCUUCAAACCCAUUCAGUGAGACUCAGAAGUUUCACUCAGCCAUACAAGAGAAUUUACUGGAUCCUUACGCUCUGCCGCUGUGCUCAAAUAGUGGCGUAUCAGGCAUUUCCUUAAACUCCUCAGCUCGCCGCAGGCGGAGUGAUGGCUACUCUUUAAUACACAACUCCCCCCAUUCAUUAACUCCUAGAAGAUUGUCCUUGGGGGAUGAACCAUUGCGGACCAGUUACUCCUGUGACAGUCAGGCUGGUUUCAUAGACACACACUGCCAUCUAGACAUGCUGUAUGGCAAACUUGGCUUCAGUGGGACAUUCAGCCGCUUUCGGAAAAUUUACAGGAGCAGCUUUAGUCCACAGUUUCGUGGCUGUAUUACAGACUUCUGUAACCCAGGAAUCAUGGUGAAAGAGGCCCUGUGGGAAGGUUUGCUUGCUGAAGACAUGGUGUGGGGGGCAUUUGGGUGCCACCCCCAUUUUGCCAAAAACUACUCAAGCAUUCAGGAGCAAAACAUACUGAUGGCAAUGAGGCAUCCAAAAGCUGUAGCAUUUGGUGAGAUGGGGCUGGACUAUUCCCACAAAAACUCCACUGAUACCUCAAUACAAAAAAAAGUGUUUGAGCGUCAGCUGCGUUUGGCUGUGGCCAUGCAGAAGCCUCUGGUGAUCCACUGUAGAGACGCAGAUGAUGACCUGCUGCCAAUCAUGAAGAAGUGUGUUCCUAAAGAAUACAAGAUUCACAGACACUGCUUCACAAACAGGUAUUCAGUGAUUGAGCCCUUCUUGGCCGAGUUCCCCAACUUGUAUGUGGGCUUCACAGCCCUGAUCACUUACACCAGGGCCACCGAGGCCAGAGAUGCGGUCCGCCAGAUCCCGCUUGACCGCAUUUUGUUGGAGACGGAUGCACCAUAUUUCCUUCCAAGACAAGUCAGGAAAGGUGUCUGCCAGUUUUCACAUCCUGGAAUGGGCAUUCACGCUCUGCAGGAGCUGAGCUGGCUGAAGGGGGAGGAUAUGGCCACUGUCUUUGACACCGUCCGCAACAACACCACUCAGCUUUACGGCAUAUGAUCUUGAGAGUUGGAAGCAUAAAAGAAAAAAAAACUGGCACCAAAGAAAAGUAUCAGUGCUUUAUUGUGACUCAUAUUUUCUGCAGCUUUUUGUUUAGAUUUAUAAAUCCUCCAUGGAGAGGUGGAAGAUGGAGGAGCCAUCUCAUUUUAAACGGCCUGAUAAACUAACAAACUGAUCUUAAAAAGAUAAAAAGUUACAGAAAUAAAACUGUCUCCCGGUAAAGGCACAGUUAAUCUUGUUCUAGGGCAUUGUUCAGGCCAAUUAAUUCAUAAAAAUGUUAAGUUGUAUUUGGUUCUGUGAUGCUUUGCUGUUUUUUUUUCCCUCAUUUGUCUAGAUGCUUUGUUUGUCCACUGCUAUGCAGUCUAGUUUGGUUUGCAGUGAAGACAUUAAAGUAUUUUAAUCCUUUUUGUUUACUCUUAAUGUCUGUUUCUAGGAUGUUUCAUAAAUGAAAACAAGGGUUUAUGGAAGAAACAAACAAACAUGAAGUUUUCAGAAGCAGAUUCUUUGUUGCAGAGAGAAAGCAGCUGAGAGGCUGGUCCAUCAACCUGCAUUGAUACCAUUUUCUUCAUCUUAUACUCUGGACCUAAGUGCAUUUUAUUUUUAGAAAGAUUUACCUUUUAACAUUUUCUGGAUACUAGUAUUUGUCAUCCGUGUGGAAGAGUAAUGGUUUAUGGGUAGAUGUGUCUCUUCUACAUCAGGUUUGAUGAGAUAUGUGGGAAAUGCACACAUUUUCCAUUUUUCCAGGGCCCUUAAUAAAACCUUGUUUUCACGUGUUUAAUGGAUGUAGGUCAGAGCACACUAUGUUCAUGGUUUCAAAAUGGAUCACAGAACUACGUAAGAGCUACACACUGUUGUCCUAGUCACCGAGUUUUGGACAAGAUCUUUUGCAGCCAUGUUUUAUUGGCCAUUUUGUGUUUGCUGGAAAAAUGAGUAUUUACAUAUUUAACUGUAGUGGUAAUGGGAGGGAACAUCAGGAAACAGUUUAGCCUUUACUCAAUUUACCCAAACAUGGAGAACAUUUGGGAGGCGAACCGCUGGCAUUUAAGCUGUAUUUAUAAUUAUCUUGCUCAAAUGU